This is a messenger RNA of Chlamydomonas reinhardtii, 1540 nucleotides long. RefSeq lists its product as uncharacterized. The coding region runs from base 333 to 878 and encodes 181 amino acids. The record is from RefSeq and is a predicted model, not a curated record. Lineage: Eukaryota; Viridiplantae; Chlorophyta; Chlorophyceae; Chlamydomonadales; Chlamydomonadaceae. The transcript has a single exon.
CGUAAGCACGUAAGCACGUAAGCACGUAAGCACGUAAGCACGUAAGCACGUAAGCACGUAAGCACGUAAGCACGUAAGCACGUAAGCACGUAAGCACGUAAGCACGUAAGCACGUAAGCACGUAAGCACGUAAGCACGUAAGCACGUAAGCACGUAAGCACGUAAGCACGUAAGCACGUAAGCACGUAAGCACGUAAGCACGUCGUCAGCAUCACUACUGUCCCAUCGCACACCAGCAGCAGCCCCGUAUCCAGUGCUCGUAUCUUCCUUCUUUUCGACAGAAAUUUGCCCCAAAAAGCCUCCGGCGGAAGAAAUUUUUGGGCUGAGCGGAGAUGCUGCUGGAGAUGCUGCUUGGCAAACCGCGGCCUGCAGCCCUGCGACCUGCUGGCGGCGGUGGCGGUGCAGGGCCUGGCGGCGGCGGUGGCGGUGGCGGUGGCGGUGGCGGUGGCGGUGGCGGUGGCGGUGGCGGUGGCGGUGGCGGUGGCGGUGGCGGUGGCGGUGGCGGUGGCGGUGGCGGUGGCGGUGGCGGUGGCGGUGGCGGUGGCGGUGGCGGUGGCGGUGGCGGUGGCGGUGGCGGUGGCGGUGGCGGUGGCGGUGGCGGUGGCGGUGGCGGUGGCGGUGGCGGUGGCGGUGGCGGUGGCGGUGGCGGUGGCGGCGGUGCAGGGCCUGGAGACGGCGGUGGCGGCGGCGGUGGCACCGCGCCUACCGGCGGCAACAGCAGCGGCCACGGCGUUGGGCCCGGUGGUGGUGGCGGCACGGGCGGCCCUGGGCCCAGCGGCAGUGGCGGCGCGCAUGUUCGGAGCAGAGGGGGCGGGCAAGGCCACGUGGAGGAGGACAGCGCGGCGCCGCCUUCAAAGCGGCGCCGGCGCGCAGGUUAAGACCUGCCGGUGUUGUCUGGUUAGCGACCUGUGCUGACGAGGAUGGCGUAGCGGGCAGUCGGCUGCAGCGGCAGGGGUGUUUUCCUUGCUGUCUGGUUGGCCUGCUGCCUGCUGCACUAGUGCUUGAUAGCUGGGCGCGACUGGGCACAUAUGGCGGGCGGUGCCUGCACAAACCGACCCCGGCUAUGUCCGGGAGAUGAGGCUAGUAUCGGAACCUUCGGCCUCAGACGGAGGACGUGGCGUGGCGGCACAGCCCACUUUUCCCUUGCAAGGGAGAGCCACCUUCUCUUGUUGAUUCUCAAGUCCAAAAAUUUGUGAAAACGCUUCAGGUUUUGGGGGGCCUUUCUGAGAAUUGCAGAAGACAUUUUGGGGGGUUUCUGUCACUUGUCCGGGCCCAAGGCAAGGGUGACUGAGGUUCUCCAGGAUAAUCUACGGCCGUGUCCUGCUGGCACCAUGGGGGCACACCACGAUAGGCCAGCCUUCUACCAGGGUAGUCAUGCCGUGAGUGAGUGAGCAUGAUGAGCGUGGGUGAGGGCGCUGGGGUUUGGCGUGGGGAUGGGCCACGAUUUGGCAUGGAGCCAUGGAGCCGGUGCUUUCUUCAGCAACGUCGUGUUAACGUGGCAACAGCAUCCUCACCCCGCACGCUGUAACAAUGGCACAUC